Didymodactylos carnosus is the source of this 1890-nucleotide messenger RNA. Lineage: Eukaryota; Metazoa; Rotifera; Eurotatoria; Philodinida; Philodinidae. The record is from the annotation of a GenBank genome assembly.
AUGGAAAUAAUGACACUUGGUCGUCCAUUUCAACUUGGAAUGCUGUAUGAUUCAAGAAAUGAUCAGCUUGUUCCUGGUUUUACAUUAUGGGAGCCUGAAAUACUGAAAAAUAAUAUCGAUUCUCGAUCUAACCCAUCAACGACUUAUCAAAUCUUAAAAGAAGAUACAUUACAAGAAAAAACACAAGUGCUUGGGAUGGAUGCUAAUCUUAAAAUGAGUGUGCUGUCUGGUCUCAUUGAAGCAUCUGGUUCAGCUAAAUAUGUUCAUGAUCGUAAAACAACAGAACAUCAAGAACGUCUCACACUGAAAUAUUCAACUACAACACGUUUUGAACAACUGACAAUGAAGCAUUUGGGUAAAGGUAAUGCGAGUUAUACAGAAGUAUUUGAUCAACAAACUGCCACUCAUGUUGUUACUGGUAUUUCCUAUGGUGCUGAAGCAUUUUUUAUAUUUGAUCGAAUAUUGUCUAGUAAUGAAAAUCGUACAGAAGUACAUGGACAUGUUGAGGCAAUGUUGAAAAAAAUUCCAAAAUUUGAAAUCUCGGGCAACGGCAAAUUAGAUUUAAAUGAUAAUGAGAAAAAAAUAGCUGAAAGAUUAACAUGUCAGUUUUAUGGCGAUUUUCAUAUCGAGCAUAAUCCAAGUACAUUUGAAGAAGCAGUUAAAUUAUAUCAGCGAUUACCAUCAUUUCUCGGUACAAAUGAUGAAAAAGGUGUACCAAAAAAAGUAUGGUUAUAUCCACUUCAUUUAUUAGAUAAUUCAGCAAUGAAAAUAACUCGUGAUAUUAGUAGCAGUUCGGUUAACUUGUCCGUGGAACUUAUUGAAGGUCUACAUGAAGCGGAAAUCAAAGCAAAUGAUUUGAUGAAUCAUGCAGCAUUUGAUAUUAUGUUUCAUCGAAAUAAAGAACAAUUGUCAACGUUUUGUGCUCGUAUAUCUGAAUUUAAAAUUGCUAUGAAAAAGCGACUAAUGGAAUUAUUGCCCAAAAUUCGUGGUGGUACUGUUGAAGAUAUAGAAUUAGCUAAUCUGUUUAAACAAGUCAGUUUAUCUCCAUUCAACAAACAGAAAGUAGCUAAUUGGCUUAAUUUAAAAGCAAAAGAAAUAUCAAGAGUAAAAGCAUUUAUUGAUAUUGUGAAAAAAGAAGAAAAUGUUAGUACAUCACCAAGUUCAUUUGAUGAAGCCCUAAGCGAUGUCCAUUGUGAAUUUACACUCUGUUUGGUUAUUCAUUUAAUAGAAAAAAAUGACUCGCUUCUAAAUGAGAUGUACCAAUAUCUUCAUGAUACCACUUAUGAACUAAACUGUCAAAACACAACGCCCGUUCAUUGGAUUGAUCAACAAGUCGUUAUUGACUCAAUUCGAACAAACAUAAGAUUAUUUCUUGAAUAUGCUAAAGCAAAUAGUAAUAAACAAAAUAUUAAAUUUGUCGUUGAUGAACAAUAUUCAGACGAACGUAACAUGGCUAGAGGAGUAUCAGUUAUUCUCUAUCAAAAUGGCAUUUCUGUGGAUUUUCAAAUUGCAAGCAAACCAGGAAAACCUAUUGAAACAGGUGUUACAUCUCAAAGUAUAACGCUCAAAUGGUCAAAACCAAACUAUGGCAGUCAGAGUGUUCAACAAUAUAAGAUUUAUUACCAAAAAAAUCCAGAUGAUCAAUGGACACAAGUGUCAACAACUGAAGAUCCGACAGAAUCAAGUGUUAUUUCAAAUCUCGCACCAGAAACCACAUACAGAUUCAAAAUACAAGCAAUUACUUUAGCUGGUGAUACGGCUGAGAGCGAUGUGAGUUGUCUAAUUCAAACAAAACCUAGCCCGUCAAAUGCGAUGAAACAAAUAUCGCAAACUUUCCAAGAGCUGAUAGUACUUGGAACAAAUACACUGAUGCAUUUCGUUAAAUCGUGA